AUGGUGGUAUCACUGCAAGAGAUUGCCACUGCUCAGCAGGGCGGUGGCUACACUCAGUUGUUCUUCGUUCACGAGGAGGUCGCCGCGCACGCUCUCGUUGUGCAGUCUGUCUCUACGGGCUUCAUCCUGUGUCUUCCUGCUGACGCUGCUCCCCUAGAGGCUUUGCAAGCGGCUGAGGGCGCUGGUUUUCCUGACCUAUGGGGCCCAUAUCUGGAGGCUGUCGUGGCGUUCGCUGGGCAGCGCGGGGGUGCCGGACGACGUCAGCUAAAUGUCGUUUUGAUCGACAUGGAUGCAUCCGGGCAGGAUCUGCUUUUCACCGAGCUCCCCAGCAACGUUACCGACGAUGCUGUGGUGACUUUCGGCACCGUGCGAGGUCACGUUGUGUGGCCUCAUGGGCCCUCGGCUCUGCAGAUCGCGCGCAGUUUUAUCAAUGCUGGCGGCGACAGGCUGGAGGUGUAUUUGACUGCAGACGAACGCCCCGCAGAGGAUGCUCAGCAAGACAGCGUUUUGGCACAGCUUUUGCAGCAACAGCAAUCCAUACAAGACAUGCUCGCGGGGAUGCAGUCAAAAGUCUCUGCCGUGAGCGGGCUGGAACGCAGGCUGGCGGCCUUGGAGCAAAAACCUGCAACUGCAACGCCGCCUGCUGCCUUGCCGGCUGCGGCUCCUCAGAUGUUUGCCGAAGCCGAAAGGGUCGGGCUGCCCAGCCGUGCGGCCGAACGGCUCAUGGGACUUGUGGGCCCAGCGCCGAGGUGCAAAGGCGAUCUAGGAGGCACGGCUGCGCAGCGCCCUCUGGUUUCCGUGGACCGCGCUGGUGCAGCUACUGCGGAAGAUGGGUCCGAGGCAGACGAGGAGCCGGUGGGCGAGGUGCCAAAGGUGGCGGCAACUCCGGACAGAGUGCUGGCGCAGCUGCUGCAAGCCCAAACCAAGAUUCUACAACAGCUGUCGGUGCGGGAAUUCAAGGAGCGGGAUCCGCUCACUCUGCUCUCUGGCGGCAGCGCCGACGACUGCGACGCCUCUGGCACCAAGAUUGCAGGGGUGCGGGGCAUGGCAGCCAGACAAGUGCUGGUGAAUCAGUUCGACCGGCAUCCCGACCAAGUUGUCCAUGCCAUCAGGCGGCGCCUAGCAGCCGCCCGUCGUCACCCAGAAGUUGUGCAGCCGGCUGCCGAGCAGAUGUACGCCCACUUCAAGGAGACAGUGCCUCUUGGCAAUUACAAGACCCUGACGUACUUCAGCUUCCUGUUGUGCAAAGCCUGGGAGCACGCGGAGCGAGGGGAAGGAGCUGCCUUGCAAGCCACCAUAGGUCUCGGGCUGUGCUUUGCCGAGCAGGUUGCGCACGAGCAAGGGCACACUCGGCUGGGAUGGCUGCUUACGGGAAUACCCGAUCCACCAUUUUCCCAAACGGAGGGACGCCGCGCACCUCGAGCAGACCUGCCCCAUGGGCAGCUGAGCGACCCGAAGUGGAUCGCGACCAACCUUGCUUUCUUGCGGGAUUGCGACAGCAUCGCGGAGCGGACCUACAGAACGCACGAAGCCUUCCGGUCCACAGAGCCACCAGCAAAGAGCGGAGGCAAGGGCAAGCAAAAGAAGCGGCAGCAGGCAGAAGCUCAGGGAGACGGCAGCCAAUGA
Messenger RNA from Effrenium voratum, 1626 nucleotides. NCBI's taxonomy places the organism in Eukaryota, Dinophyceae, Suessiales, Symbiodiniaceae. The record is from the annotation of a GenBank genome assembly.